This is a messenger RNA of Leishmania braziliensis MHOM/BR/75/M2904, 807 nucleotides long. RefSeq lists its product as hypothetical. The transcript has a single exon. The coding region runs from base 1 to 807 and encodes 268 amino acids. The record is from RefSeq and is a predicted model, not a curated record. Lineage: Eukaryota; Euglenozoa; Kinetoplastea; Trypanosomatida; Trypanosomatidae.
AUGAGUUUCCUCGUUCGAACGGAGGAAGCUGUAAAGGCGCUUGUUUCCUUUAUUGCUUCAGAUGCCGCCGUCCAGACGUCAAGCCACGACGUCGCUGAUCUUUUUGCGCCGGUGCGAGAAAGCAACAACGUACCUAUCGACGUUCAAAUCGCCUUUCUCGCUGCGCCACCGGCGCAUCGCGUUCCACUGUACUUCGUGGUGCCGCACGAAACUGUCAGCGGAACUCUGUGCUUAAUUACACCCCCACCGCAGCGGAAGUACAAGGACUUAGUUUACGGUCUCAGCGAGGAUGGUGAUGCCGUUGCUAAGCGUGUGAGACGCGUUGUUGAUAGUAAGAAGCUUGCUGCUAAGGUGGGAGACCCUGUGGCGGUGCGUGCCUUCGCUAAGAGCUACGACCAUUUCAUUGUGUACGGGCUCACCAAAUACCCGCGGCAGCUUACUGGAGAGUUUCUCGAACAUCAAAAGGUUCCUGCAUGGGUAAACCGAAAAGGCAAAUUUGCGGAAAAGUUGCGAAAGGCUGUACACACUGUCGUGGUGACGCGCCGUGGCGACAACCAGGUAACGUGCCGCGUGGGACACACCGGACUCUCAGCCCAGGCGAUUGUCGAGAACAUUGUAACCUUCUUGGACAGGUUUAUUAAGCACGCCGAUGCAGCGCCUCUGAAGAAUAUUCUCCACAUCCGCGUUGCGGCCACAAGUACAAACGGUAAGCGAGUAGGCUUGCCUAUCUUCGGACAUGUUUUUCAGUUUCAGCCGGUGGCAGAGUCGGAGGAGGCGCCGCGGAAGCGUAGCAGAGUGGAAGCCUGA